GAGAGAGGGAAAUAGAGCACUAAAGAUGAAGAUUGUGGUGAAUAUGAAGUAAAAAAAAGGAGCACAACCUUGAAACUUAAAACGGAAAACAGAAAACCUAAACAUGUCUAUGCGUUGAUGGAUAAGAUAAAGAUGAGCCCGUGGUCGGCAAUGCCAGUGAAAAACAACGAAACGUUAAUAAGCAGGAAGAUGCAGAAAUAAAUGAAAUAAGAAACAAACUUUUAUCGUCUGAAUACAAUGCUUGAACCACCGUACCAGUUUUAGAAGCGACAAAAGUCACAUUUACAGUCGUUCUUCUUCGAUAAAGAAGAGAACGUUUGUUUGCGUUUGCGAAUAUAACUUCUACCAGGAUUUGGAUUUUUUCUACGAGGAAGCAUUGCCAUUGAUUAGGUCGAAGAGCAGUAGGUGCAGGUGGAAAACAAAUAAAUCAACAUGACCCAGUGUGACAAGGCACCUGAAGAGGCCACCAAGGUGGUUCUUCAGCCGACGGCGGUUCAUGACCAGCAAGUAGGCAGUUGUCACGAGUUCGCGUCGGCUAAAGGAUUCGUUCUCAACGUGGGAAAAGGCGACAAGGGUGCGGAUAUGCACGGACCGGUGAUCCGAGGAAAGGUGCCGAGAGUUCCUGGUCUAGCCCAAGAAAACACCAUCCAGGAACAAGCUUUGUUGCCGAACGGCACUAAGAUCCCGGUACCUCACGUAGGACAGAUCGCAGUGGAGGGAGACGUACUUGUCACUUGUAAGAAGUUGGACAAUUCUUGGAAAAGAGAUAAUUUGAUAGGUAUUAAUAUCAUAGAAGAAUAAUUCUCAGCUAGCCAUAUACUUAUAUAUAGAAACACGAUCAUCAUUAUCAUUUCCAUUUCUACAAAUGAGGAGUUUCCUUUACCACAUUUUGCUUUCACUUUAUCAGGCGUCUGACUUGGAGAAGAAUAAAGCGGAAACGAACACGCCGACUGCAGCUUUGGGCGCGUCUAGCGCAUCGAAGCAGCUCGCGUCUGCAGGACCUUGGGCUGUGGCAAAAACGAAGGUGGAGGCGUCUACUGUACCCGCGUUUGCCCUUCCUUGUGUCCCUCUGUCAGUAGCGGAGAACAAGACUGUUGUAGUUCCUCCUGGUCCCGCUGUCGUGAGCACGGGAGCAGUAGAAGGUGUGGAAACUGCUACAAUCGAUACAACUACAGCACCUGCUCUAGCUGUUGUGGAGCAAGAUGAGCUGCCGCCGAUCGUGAUGACACCAUCCCAGGAUAUUGAUGUUAUGGGUUUCCACAUUCGUUACAUCCUCCACCGACAUCCUUGACCUUUUUCCUUGUGGAAAGUAGGCCCCCAAGGAUCAUGAGGUGAAGAAUGUAAUUAUAUGGCGCAACCUCUAAUGAUGGGCAGAUGACGUUAUUCGACCGAGAAGAUUUCUGGCGUGUCCUAAACGAUGCGGACUACUUCCAACGCAGUUUUUCCCCAGAAGAACGCGAGCAUCUCUCGGCUCAGUGUCUCUACUUCUAUUAAGGCUUAAAAGUUAUAGGUUCAGUAUCUAUAGGAUGAAGAUGAUAAUAGGAUUAGUAUUUAUAUAUAGGAUGACUCAGGAACUGGAACAGCAUAAAGAAGCUGCAAGUAGAUUUGUAGUCUUUCAAGCCCACCACGACUGAGUGCAGCUCGAAGAAGUUGUGCAUGAAGAUGUUUAUUCUACUUCAUCUUGUUGAAGAUGCCGAUACAGAGCAUUUCGAGUUCGGUUGCAACGGGUUCCACGACCUACAGGAAAUAUAGUAAUAGUCAGAAUUAGAAGACAACUAGUAGUUGUAGUAGUACGUCGUGAUUCUAAGCCUACGUGAAAAUCUCUACUAGUUGUGCACUUUCGUGUCUGCAGUUUCUCUCUCUCUAACUUUCCGGAAUUCCCCUCGAUCGCCUUCAGAAGAUUAUGAUUGCCCAAAAGCUGUUCGAACACGACUUUCUAGCCGAAGAAGACAUGCUAACAGUCAAGGCUCGCGAGGCUCUACUCGCGAAGAAGAAAAAGGAAGAGCCAGAGCGGUACUCCUGGCUAUUUUUGAGUAAAAGAUAUAAAUGCAUACCUGGUAUUUUUUGAGACCACCGGUACUUGCUAGUUCUUGGAGUUAGAUUCUAUUAAUGAUGAAACUGUACAACUACAAGAACACUUUACAUCAAGAGUUUCCGAACAGAUGCCGGAUUUUGGGUUAGGCCUAUGCUAUGUUUGAUUCUUUCAUGUAAAAAGUUACAGUCCUUGUACAUUGUACAACUUGCUGCAUGCUUCUAGGUACAAUAAGUUGGUCGCGGAGGAGACUCGUGGGUCCGUGCACACGUUGCUUCUGGCCGCCCAUUGCGACUUCGUGGAUCCGCAUGCCUGUGAACAGUAUUGGAUGGUUUCGAAGGAACGAAAGGCGGGAGAAAAGUCCUCCCUGAUGUCUCAAGAUGGUGGCAGUGAAGUGUCCUCUGGCAGCCUCGCAGAGCGCAGUUUUACCACCACGUUCUCGACAAGUUUCGGUAACAAGAAGCCGAUGACGACGACUGGUUCUGCUGCUGUUUUUUCGAGCUCGACAUCGUCGGAGGUGGGUAUCACUUCUAAGCAGAUGAUGAAAAGCGGAGCAGAAGUAGAAAUGGCGCAGUCGAAGCAACAACUAGCGAAUCAUAUGUCCAGCGUGGGAAUCGUGACCAAGAAUGCACCAGGAGUCUUACAACCUCAAGAUUUAGUCGGGCAAGAAGAUGCAGAUGCUGCGAUGAAAAUGAAUGCAAUGUCAACUAAGCUCAUCUCUCAAGAAGAUUCAUCAGCUUCGAACACGGCUGUUUUGGGUGGGGUCGGGGUCGGUGCACGUCCAGACUCAAUCACGAUGAAGCAAAUGGUCGCUCCUGGCCGCUUACAGGAUCGUAAUGGAGUCGAGGAUAUGGAUGUGGAACAAUUAGAGCACGAAGAAGACGAAGACAACAGACUUUCACCUUCGAGUACGGCCACACUCGUGUCUGCAUCUUUGAACCACAAUCAUGCCAGCGGGGACUACCAAAAGCAAGCUCCGGGGAACGCUGGGGGCACAAUCACGAAUACAGCAGGUGGAGGACGCAAUAUGAAGGUUAGCUUAAAAGCAGCAGGCCCAGGCGCUACCGGCGACGUGAACAUGGCUGUAGCCCGUGAUACGACCACAAAGUCGCCGUCCGCGGCUCAGCAGGUACUUUCUUGCUUUAUUCUUUUCCUGUGGAUGAUACUUUCUAAGAUAUUAACAUUGAAGACUCUUUGGAGCAAAGAAUAAGUCAUUGUUCUUCUUGUUGUCCUCCAGCUCCAAGAAAAUUCUAACGCUUGUUACGACCACAGGUCGCAGCCACGGCCACGACCAUGAACAAAGUAGGCAACAUGAAGAUGGCGCGCGAUGGGCAAGUACAGCAUCCGAGUCAACUGUCAUCCGAGUCAUCUGCGAUGGGGUUCGAAGACGGAAUCGGUGACGCCCUGAUGGGUAUGGGUCCCAAAUUGGCUCCGUCUACCAGCUGCCUGAGCACGGGCACGGGUCUUUUGGUCCUCGGCAAGAAAGGUGGCCAAGGUGGCUUGUUCGGCAACAAGGUCCAGUUAAGGCUACCGCAAAAGCAUCCUCAACAGCAUCAUCCUGAGAACCGAACUGAAAAUAGAAAAGUCAGAGGCGUACGGUGUAAUUUCUGAUUUUCAAGGAAGGAGGGAAGUAAGGGGCUCAGGGAUCAUGCUCCUAAGGGUGCAUUCUAGGGGAUAGCUCUAAUCCAGGGAGAAAGUUUUAAGGGGAAGACGGCCUCGUCUUCGUCUAUGUUGACCACUGGCGCCACCUCCGACGGAAACAGCGCACUUCCUCCUGUAGCAGUGUCGACAAGCGCGGGCAAGGGCAAACCGGGAGCCACUCCGACGUCACGAACGACUUCCCGCUCCUCGCAACCUGGAUUUGGCCAGGACAGUACGCGCAGCUGCUAUUCAUCCUCGACUCCGGCUUUUGGGGCUACCACUUCUCUGCCUGGGGGACCGCAUCAAGCAGGAGGACCACAGUACAUCGAGCAUCCGAGUCGUUCCUUGUCUCUCUGCUCCAACAAGAACGCAACGACGGUAAACUCUGGGCUUGUCGUGGACGACCAGCUGAAGUUGUCCGUCGGGCCGAUCGCCGGAACCGCAUCAAACGGGACUCCAGGCAGUAAGGGCGCAUCUCAAGCGGGCACCCCACUCAACGCGUGGAACAGCCUGCAAAAUGCCCAACAGCAACCAUUCGAGGGCAAGAGCAAGGGUGAAGCGAUGCUACUCGCCGUCGGAAAGCAGGCUGGUGCUCCUGGCAUUACAACUCCUGUAUCCAUCAACGCGAAAGGCCAGCCAGGACAAAUGUCCAAAAGCGCCUUUGCAGGUUGUAAGUCCACACUGUACGGCAACGCGCCUUCUGCUGGUCUCCCAGGGGGCCCUGCUCCUAUGGGAGGAAAAAAAGGUGCCUCCGGAAGACAACCCGCCGGAGUCACCUCGUUCUCGCUGAGCCCAGAAAAAAAACGCAAACAUUUUCCAGUCGGUGACGGCACCACGAAGUCGUGGGGUACUGGCGCGGCUGCUAUGCAGAGCGGAAAGUACUUUGGUGGAGGCCCCUCGUGGACAACUUCUUCGAACAAUCCAGCUUCCAGUAUGAACACGAGCUACAACAGUAAGAGCAAUACCACGCCGUCGUCUGCUGCUGAUCAACAACAGGGAGGUGGACUGGUACAUCAAAAUGGCGUUUUCAAGAACAGCUUCUACAACACUACAUCCUCAGCCGGUGGCCGUUCUAAUACUGGCGUUGUGAGUGGGAGCAGCACUACCUCUUCCUUUGCCAGUGGACACACGAAAGACAACAACUCCUCGACCACGUUUUUUGCGAAAGCGGCGACAGCAGGAAGCGAAAAGGGGUCUUGCGGCAGCAAGAACGUUUCCCCCGCGAGCGGGUAUGUGAGCAGCGCCCGUCCGACUCCAACGUCCUCAGGCACCAUUGUGAGCGGAGGCUUCGGCAAGUACGGAAACAAGGGUAACAAGCAGGUGCUGGGCGGAGUUCCUGCUGGCAAGGUUGCUGGAAAAUGUCUGUACGGAACAGCAGAUGAUGCACAGCACCUUGUUCGUACUGCUGAGUCUGACGCCCACAAGGGAGCCACCAGCAAAGGCACGACAGGCGGAUUCGCAGGUCUGCAACACGUCGCGUCGAAGAAGGGAGACCACCCUGCUGCGGCUGCCGGAAAGGCGUCUGGCGGACAGCCGCAAGGCAAAUACACGACUGAGAGCAGUGCGGGCAGCAGCACUUCAGAUAAGCAAGGGUUUGUGAGCGACCUUAAUGGGAUGCGCACUAAAGGUAAGGCUGCAGCAGCUUCAAGUGUAUCCGCUGUUGGCAACGGGAAAGGUGGUGCGAUGCACAGUGCAGCCGAAGCAAAGAACAAGGAACAAGAGGCUGCAACAAAGACGAGCAGCGCCGCUGCUGCUGCUGCUCCUGAUUACGCAAAGGAAGGAGACACUCUGGCAAACGUCGUGGAACAAGACGAGUUAAAAGGGCCGAAGGACGAACAGCACCUGAUCGAAGCGGCACACCAACAUCUCCUGGCUGCCAGCGGCCUCGGAGCUGUGGAUCCCUUCGCUAGUUGGUGGGCGGGUGCUGCGGCGGCCGCGGCCUUCGAUCCGGCAGCAUUUUUGAACCCGGCGUUGGCGGAUCCAGCGUUUUUGUACGGCGUCUCUACUCCUGCGGCAUUUCCACCGGCGUCUCUACUCCUGCCUGCUUACCAUCCAGCUACGGCCGCGGCAUUGGGCGGUGCUCCUCCGACGUUUCCGUUGAUGCAUGCAGCAAGCUAUCCGCCACCUUUUUACGGUCCAUCUGGUGGAGCGGCCGCGGCAGCAGCCUUCUAUCCGGGUGCAGCUCCUGUGUUUCCUGGUGAUCCAGCACUCGUGGAUCCAGUGACCGGACAGCUUCUGGUGACGGGAACCCUCGUUGACGCCGGUUUGGAUGGCGAGGCCGACGCAGAGGCAUCGCGUCGCGCGAUGAAUCACGCUGCUGCGACUAUGGCCGCUACUGUUGGGGACACCAUUAACAUCCAUCAUCAGGUGGAAGAUCUCAGCGUAGUUGCUCCUCCUAGUCAAACAACAAACGGAAAGAUGAUCGCUGGAAAACAGGAUCAUGGACAUCGAGACGAGUCUGGUAUCCUCGCUUCGAGUAUCCCAAACUCGGCUUCUAAGAAACGCGCAGUUCAUCUUGAUGCUGCCGACCAGAAGAUGCUUGCGCCGAGUCUGAGCCUCUCUCCGGAGCUGAAUCCGCUCGCGCCGCCGUUCGUGAUUCCGGGCGAUGCGGAUCUCCCGCUGAGUCCUGAACUAGUCGGCGCAACAGCCACAAGUCCGUACCCGAUGCACCCAUUAGGAUUUCCGAUGUCGCCAGAGCUUUACGAACACGCUGCCGCUUUCUUCCCAUGCACCGACGGAGACAGCGACGAUGGGACGUGUUAUACGCAGGAUGAUGGUCGUGGAGUUGUUCUCCCUAUCACCAAUGCGAAGAUGAACAAAAGUAAUUCCACAACUGGUGCUCUUGCCAUCAAGCAGGGGUCCCUUGGACUUGGUGGUGCGACGGGACUCGUCAACGAGCAAGCUUACCAUCCUGGGAAAAUGAAGAAAGCUCUGAGCAGCCGCGGAAAGACUUCCGAUAUGGAGGCUGCUGAAUUGGAGCAAGAUUUGUACCGUGACAUGGGCUUGCUUGGUCCGAAAACGGCCUCGACGGGUCCGCAUGCGUCCAAAACUGGCACUAACAAGGGAGCUGUUGCUCCGACGAAGGCGAACGCGACGAAGAAGAAGAAGACAUCGAACAAGAAGGUGAUGGUGGACGCCACUUCUAGCAGUAGCAAGAACGCAAGCAAGAAGGACGAGCUCGACGAGAUUUUGUCAGAUGACGAGGACGAUGAGGAUAGCUUCACAGAAAUGCUGCAGAAGGAUACGAAGUGCCAUACGAACUGCAAACUUGCAGGCUCCUCGAAGAAACCUAAAAACAAAAAUACUGUUACUGACGGUGGACUCGGAUUUGCAGGAGCUUUAUCUGGCGAUAUUGAUGUCUCGUCUAUUCCUACGUCGCAGCUGCAGACUACGAAAUCGGCAUUGAGCAAGGGUGCGAAGACGAACGCAGCAAGUCUGGCGGCGGCGACCACCAACAAAGGGACCACGUUGCAAUCUGCGAGCACCAACAAAGGGACCAACGCUGGAAAGAAGGGACCCGUGUCGCAGACCACCAGCACUUCUGGAGCUGAUCUCGUUGGCAAGAAAGGACCGAGCGCACAUUAAGGCUCCAACAAAUCCAUCUUAGCCAGCAUCCUGGAGCCGUUUUCAAAGGGAAAACGAGGACCAAGAUGCGUCUGCGGAUGAAUUCUUCCUAGCUCCAAUCAGAACAAGGUCCCACCAGUGUCGGAGCUCCUCCUUCUGGUGGUCCUCCGGCUCGUAGCAACAAGAACGGUGCUGCGCCAUUGGCUGCGACAUCUCCUGGUUAUCCGACUUUGCCUGUACCUCCUGGUUCUUCCUCGGGUCCGCAGUCGCGCAGUGCUGCAUCCCCGAACGGAGUCGGUGCUGCCGCGAAUGCCGUGAAUCUGAAUGAUGUGACCGCUAGCUUCUUGAAUAAUAGCGCUGCGUCCACUGCGAGCCUCAAGACUGCGUCGUCGAACCACAGCAUCUACGGCGCCUUUUCCGGAAACAAUACAACAACCGGAGCUAGUAACCCGACGCUUUUGUCCGGCAAACAGGCGCCGGCGACGUGGCCGGUCAAGACUCAUCGCGCGCCUUUUGGUUCGCCCGAACUUGCUGCGAAAGAGGAACAGAUGCGUCUCUAUUCGACCGCACCGGGAUUCACAGGUACUUUUACUGAUAUUUUUUUUGAGUUUUGGAAUGUUCAUCGAUGUUGUGUAUCAAUUCUGCGUGUUAGACUUUUCGAAAUAGAGAUGAGAAAUCAAUUUGAUGAUAAGAAAACUCAAUCUGGAACGACCCCCGAAUUUCUUUACACCGUCACCGUUUGAUAUUUGUCUCAGCUCCACCUCCGCCUACUCCGCCGCCGUCCGCGGUGGUGCGCCCACCACCGGAGUGCCCACCGUCGAACAAGAAAACGUUGCCGCCGGCUCCUCCAAGCAAGGCACCACCGGCCCCACCUGCGAUCGUGAAUACCUUGCCGGCUGCUGCAUUGGCGCCGCGCUUGCAAAUCCAAGCACCGCUUAUGCUCUAUCCUACGACGUCGCAAUAUACGAGUUAUUCCAACGAUACCAGUGGAUGCUGGGUAUCUGCGUUCGGGAACCCUACUCCAGAGCUCACUCGUGCGAGCACCUACCCGAGAGGUAAGAACUACUACAAAAUGUCAUCGCUACCUACGGUUACGCGUCUAUUUCCAGAAUAAAACUGAAAAUCGGAGCGUCUGGAAGUGCCCGUAUUGGUAAGUGAAGAUAUCUAGGUCUUUCUUUGUACACUCGACCACGAGAUAACAUAAAAAAAUGAUUAAAACAAAAACCUAUAGUACGUAUACCUACUUCUACACGUACACCACGAUAAUAUUAAAGGCCCUGCUGCAUCUAAAGGCCCUGCAGCAGCCACCGAAGGCCCCGUUGAUGUUCACUUACCGAAGCAACCUCCGAAGCCGUCGAUGAAUGGAAUGCAAGUUCUACGUGCUGCGAUUUUGGCGUAUUUUACGAAGUACGAACUUGAGGAAUGCAAUCUGGAUAGCAUGGCUAAGGAUGCUGAUGUGAAAGCCGCUUGGAAAACCAUUGGUCGCGUGCCCCUCUGGAAGUUGGUACUGUACUAGAGAAGAAAUACUGAACUACUUCUACUCAGAUGUUGAGCUUAAUAUCGACGAGAAAUUAUGAUCAUGAUGGUAAGUAGUUUUGAUUGACAUUCUUGAACUUUUCGGAAUUAGUUGUAACUUCUAAGAAGAAAGCUGAAUGCGUGAAGAUGUACUUGAGAAAUAGAAGAACAACUGACUCACAUGUUGAUGUUAUUGAAAAAUUAUGAUUUGUCGGAGAGCGACAUAAAAGACUCACUGCACCACCUCAUGCUAGACACAUUCAUUCAUUCACUCCACAAGGAAACCGAAAGCGAAACCUCCCAAGCAUCUUCAACAGGUAAAGCAGUUUCCCUGCGAUAUGUCGCAACGUCAACUGGCUGACGGUACCUGGAAGUUGUGGUUGAUCGAGAACCCUAUCGAGAAUCCCGACUCUCCUAUCAUGGGAGCGCCUGCAAAUUGCGAAACCCUCUUCGACUCGGCCGCUUCGCCCAACAGUGUUAUUCCAAGUGGCUGCUUGGAAGCUGGUAUUUUUAUAUAAACCACAAAUUGGUGCUCUCUGCUCAAUUGCUAAGUUUGUCCUUGUCCUGCAUAAGUAAUUUCUAAGGUAACAGUAUUCAGUUUGAAUUUCCAAUCUUUACCUGGAGUGCAUUCUCCAACUCCAGCUACCCCGGUUCAAUGCGAUGAUUCCCCUGUACUGGGAUGCAGUGCUGUUUCGUAUUCCUUCGCCAGCGCCACGAAGCUCCCAGUGCCAACGUGUGAGAUGCCAAGUCCCAUCGUUACGGCUGUAAGGAGUUUUAGUUUUUUAUCAUGUCCCAAACCUCCUAGGUGGUUACAUACUGUAGUUAUCGUGUCCUGCUCCUAGGUAAGACUAUGUGAGCCUCAUGCCAUGCUCCUAGGUAGUGGUAGUCCUUGUUAGAAUCAUGUGAACGACCCAUCCUAUCUACUUAUCCUAUCCUAGUAUUUUCUGUCUGGGUUUUUGAGUAGAACACAUUGAUGAAAAAUGUUGGUCGACCAGUUCUAAUGUCACUAGCACACGGGAUGUUGCUUCUACGAGAAAAGCAGAUGCAGCGAAGGGAACAAUGGCUGGAGAGGAGAGCCAAGGAGCACAGGGAGAUUGUGUCAUCCAGUAA
This is a messenger RNA of Amoebophrya sp. A25, 9862 nucleotides long. NCBI's taxonomy places the organism in Eukaryota, Dinophyceae, Syndiniales, Amoebophryaceae. The record is from the annotation of a GenBank genome assembly.